Cladocopium goreaui is the source of this 3021-nucleotide messenger RNA. NCBI's taxonomy places the organism in Eukaryota, Dinophyceae, Suessiales, Symbiodiniaceae. The record is from the annotation of a GenBank genome assembly.
AUGGCGGCGGCCCAGGAUGUCUUGGGACCACCCCCGGUGAUGGAUUCCUUCUUCGACGACCACAUAGCCGAUUAUGGACCACACCCGCCGGAGUGGGUCGGGCUGUCACCCGACCAUGAGUUGGAGCCCGUAGAUUUGACCACCACUCGGCAUGUGGUACUAGGUCGUCGCGAAGACUUCCCUGGCCACCUGGCGGCUGAUACAUAUGCCUUCGAUCCCAUCCCCAGGGCGGACCUUGAAAGACUCCGCCGCAGAGCCAACACAAUGGCCAUGGUCCUGGGAGACCAAGUCAUUGCCGAUGUGGCCGCCCGUGUCUGGGUCUUUUCAGAUGCAGACUCUGACAGACUUGGUAACAGGGUGGCCGACGACCAGUUGAGCAAUGCUGUGACCAUUGGAGCACGAGGUCUGGUGGAUGUGGGGGACAAGGUUGAGGCCAUUGAAGAGAUAGAUGAAAGCGCAGUGUCUGGCUACAAAGACUCCAAGCGAGCUGGGCAUGGAGAUUUGCGCACCAUAGGACACCAUGAGGACAGCCAGAAGCGCAGAUACAUCCCCUUUGCCGACGCAGUUGCACUCUUCCGGGACACCAAAUUCACUGACUGGGGCUUCAGUGGUCCUAGAGCAGCAAAGGAAUUCCUGAAUGCAAUCAAUGAGGGGGCUGCAGCUGACCUGACUGGCUACCAUCUGCAAUGGUUGAAGCAUAGUGGCGUGAAUACUCACACUGCAGCUGCACAUGAGCACAAGAACUUGAUAGAGAUGCUGAGAUUGGCAAUAUGCAGGGACCAGUUGGAUGUCACAAACAUCAUGGCUUUCGAGUUGGUGGUUAGGCGGCUUGUACAAAUAGAGUUGGCAGUCGCAAGGUCUCCCAGCAGUCCGGACUAUCAAAACCUUGACAUCCUCAUGGAAUCCACCAUCACAGAUGGCGGUUCAGCAGCCACCAAGCAGUUGGACAAUUGGCUCACCGAAAGACUCAAGGAGAGAGCCAACAUCCAGAAACAAUCCAGGCUGGCAAGGGAAGAAGCGUCACAUGCCUCCAGAGGCAGCAAGGACAAGGGUGAGGAGGGCAAGGGAUGGAAGAAGAAAAAGAAGAGCUCUAAUGCCGCCGGCGGACAGGUGGACCAUUCGGGCGGCCAGCACAUCGCCAAGUACAGAACGCACGGCGAUCCCUUUCCAUUGCCACCAGCCUGGGUUGAACGUGGGUUGGAUGACUCUGGAAUUGUUUUCCCUCAGCGGGGACGUUGGGCAGCGCACGCGCUGAACUGCCUCGCUUUGCAAGAUCCGAAUUCAGAUUUUGAUCAUCUUUUGAGCGGGCUGGAACCAAACUCCACGCAGAAGCUUGUGGCCUCUCACAUACAGGAAUCCCUGCACUUGGCAGGUGAACCCCCCGGAGGCCUUGACGGUGCAUCUGCACUGAAUGAGCCCUGUUCCAGCAAAGACCUCUACCAGGAGGAGCCAAAGAAUCUCGCUGCCUAUGACUUCAAAAAGGUGAAAGUGCUCCACUCCAAGCUUUACCCCAAAAGUCUGGAAUCGGUCCUGCCGCAGCACGCAGCCUCGCUUGUGAAAAGAGCAGCUACAAUGAUUGAAAAGUCAGCCAAGCAAGUCGCUGAAGACGGGCCUUGCCGGAUCAAACCCUACUGGGAUCCUGCUCUGAGGCGCUCCCCAAAGGCGCUGAAGAAGUUGAUGGUGACAUUGGCGAACCAAGGGCUCAUCACAUUUCGAACCAAGGUCAAAGAGAAGAUUGGCAUCUUUUUUGUGAAAAAGAAGACGCCCAAGUGGAUCAGGAUGGUGAUUGACGCAAGGCGUGUCAACGCUAUGCACCAAUCACCACCUUGCACUCGGCUUGCAACACCCAGGUCCUAUUUGGACCUGCAGCUUCAGGAGGGACAAGGUGGAGAACCUGCUGCCUAUGGGAUUGAAGCGGAUGUCAAUGACUGCUUCUACAACUUUUUCUCUGAAACAGUGGCAUCAUGGUUUGGCAUUGAUUGUCCUCUCACAGUAGCAGAAUGGGAACAGUUUCUCAUAUUGUUGCUGGGAGGAUCCCCCGGCCUCUGCAUGAGAUUCGAGACCGACAAGCUGGUAGAAAAGGCAUUCCAUGAUUUGAAUAUUCCACUGACCUGGUCGUCUAAUGAUCCUUCUCCUGUUUUUGAAACUGUUGGCAUUUGCUUGGAUUUCAAACAGUGCAUUGCAUACAACAAGUCAAGACGGCUGUGGAGGGCGUUCUUGGCUGGGCGUGAACUGCUGCGACGCAACGUCGUAUCAGUGAAAUUGUUGGAAAUCUGGCUAGGGCACAUGACAUCCAUUUUCAUGCUGGCUCCCCAUGGAUUAUCAUGCUUUUUUCACAUUUACAAAUUUGUGACCCUGCAUCGCGGAAAGCGAGCGAAGAUGUGGAAGACCGUCAGAGCCGAAAUCAGAUUGGCUUUGGGGGUCAUGUGGUUGACUCGCACCAGCAUCAAAUUCAAUCCUAUCCACCAACUUGAUGCGGGCGACUCAUCUUCCAAUGCCUUUGCCCUGCUGACCACUUGGGCAACCACGGCCGAGCUCAAAGACACAUGCAAAUGGAGAGAGGCAUGGCGGUUUCGACCUUUUCCGGAAUCCCUGAUAGAUGCUGCUGACAACGGUCGGGAAGAAGUGCUGAGAGUGCUGCGAACCCUGUGCCCAGAGGUUCCAGGGGAGGCAGUGCCUGACAAUGAGCUCAAACCUGCGGCGCCUUUUGGUGCUGGGCUUCUUGGCCAAUAUGCCGACUGGAUUGUCCACAGCAAGGAUCCCACUAGCUGGCUGCGAACCAGCGCAGUCCGCAGCCAGUUGCGGGCAACUCGACAAAAGAGGGUAGAGGUGGAUGUUCCUGCGCUGGUUCGUCCUAUCGACCCAAGACUGGUGCAAAUGGCGUACGGCCAGAGUAGGCAGUUUGCACGGGCGGUUAAAAGUGAAAUGCGGAAGCCUGUUGCCAAAGACGUCAUGGAGGCUGUCCCUCGUCUUGACUGUGCGGGGGGUGAAGCCGGGGCCCAGUGCCCGACAAGCGACAGA